AUGAACUAUGCUCGCACGGCCAACGAAGGCGAAGCCGCUCAGAACGAAGUUUGGGUAAUCGUGCAUCCAUCUGUCGAGCCAACAUCGCUGGGCCUCUUUUCACAACACCGAGACCUGGGCUUCUGUUCACAAAACUGAGAGCACCUUGGGCUAUGAGAGCUCCGCGCAGGCGCGGCUUGUGGAGGUCAUCGAUCGCCACGCUCCUCCGCAAAGCCUGUCAGCGACUUUUGGAGCGAUGUUGACAGCAGGGCAACUUGGUGUUCUUCCACGGUGCCGGGGUUACUAAAGCUCAGCUAGGCAAAUUUGCGCGCCACGAACGAGAGCGAGGGCUGGCAAGCGAGCCAAUUUGCAUCUUCGGUUCAAGUUUGGGGCUGCAGGGUCGGACCUGAGAACGUCGCAGCUCUCACGAAGCGCGCUAGUCGAGGUCUGCCAUCCCUCGCCCCCGCAAAAGGCACUCUAGCUCGUUUCUGUGUUCCAAAGGCCGAUGUGAAAGCCGGCCUUGCCGCGGGUAAUCCAUCUAUUGCUCGAGCAUACAGUGGUAGUGGCUCGAGCUGUGAGAGACCGCUGGCCCACGUCGCAACAGACUGACACCCAGUCUUCUCUUGAAUCAGGUGAUCGCGGCGCAAGACUCUCGUGCCGAAUCGACCCACCGCCAAGCCAGCUGCGGACGUGAACGAGAGAAGGCCAAUCAAUUGUGGGCUCGGCGGGGCUUGGCGGGAGACCAGCGCUCAUGUAAUCGUACCCAAAAAGGGGGCAACGAUACCUUGUUACUGACGUGUCCCUGCUUGCGUCUCAGUCGUCACCAGGUCGCGAGAGCACACCACCUCGUCACGGCGGACUCUUCGUACUUCGCGGCUCCGAAUGAAUCUGGCAGCAGUGGCUUAGGGGUCUUGCACGAGUAUAUUAGUCCCUCCGGGCUACUCACUGGCGACCUGCUCGGAAAAACACGCGCAGUGUGAGCAGGAAAAACGGUCUCGAAGCGGUUGGGCCGCAGACGGGCUCACUGCAUGCAUCCGGACGCUUGACACUCACGCUUACGCAGAGUCUCUACUAGCCAGUACCGGUCCAUGGUAUUUGAGGUUUACCGGUAG
Molecule: messenger RNA, 1091 nt
Organism: Ceraceosorus bombacis
Lineage: Eukaryota; Fungi; Basidiomycota; Exobasidiomycetes; Ceraceosorales; Ceraceosoraceae
Source: the annotation of a GenBank genome assembly